Camellia sinensis is the source of this 5827-nucleotide messenger RNA. RefSeq names its product C2 calcium/lipid-binding plant phosphoribosyltransferase family protein (gene QKY). The record is from RefSeq and is a predicted model, not a curated record. NCBI's taxonomy places the organism in Eukaryota, Viridiplantae, Streptophyta, Magnoliopsida, Ericales, Theaceae.
AGCACUUUCCCACAGCUCUACCAAACAGGGCCUUUAUUUGCUCUUCUCAGCGAUCCACGGGUAACUGUUAAUUUAAAUAACUUAUUUUGGGAUGGAAAAUCAACCAACUAACUUUUUUAAUAUGCAACUCAUACAGUUCAGAAUCUGUAUAUCUUCCACAACAGAAUGGCAUCCAGCAGGUGUAACAUAAACAAAAUGUAGGCACUUGGCAAUUGAGAAUUGACUAAAGCCAGAGAAAAGCAACAGACCUUUGAUCAUAUGAAGCACCAGUUUUAAUGGGUUCACAGUGAAUCCAAACAGCUCCUAAGCCCAGCCCUGGUUUGAUCAUAUUUUUUUAAAAGAAAUUUUCAACAUUAGUUAACAUGGGUAUUUUUUUUAAAAUGACUUUGGACUCACCCAGCAGUAUAAACCCGAGGAUCAAACAACACUCCCGAAUCACUUAAUCUGGGCAAACGGGGGUAUUGAACCCUCGUUGGAAGUGUGGGUACAUCAUCACCCACCAACUAUCUCGGACCCACAUUAGUUAACGAGGUUAGCAUAAAAAGAAAGAUAACUUAAUGCACGAGACUCCUGUUAAAGCGGGAUGUAGAAUGGCAAAAUGGACUGUCUUACUUUCAUUUCUAGAGAGGUUUCCAUGACUCAAACAUGUGCCACCAAGAACGCUAACAACAAGCCUUGCCAUUGGGCCAAGUCACUGUUUGGGUUAAAUUCAAAAUUUUGAGCAGGUUUAGGCUCCCAAUCCAAUGUCGGAAAUUUGAGGCACAAUCUGAACAAACUUGACUGUCCUAACCCUGACUGAGAACACAAUCAACUUGACAGCUAUAGAGUUGACAAUGGAUAUAAAAGAAUAAGGGCCACGAAGCAAAAAAGAAGAGAUGCUUAGUCCUUAAAAAAAACUUUAUUCAAAAUGUUGUGGGUUGCUUUUGACAAAAAGGAGAGGGGGCCCUAUUGUAGUGUGCUGGAAUCAUGUACCCUGCAGAGGCAUCUUAGUUGUGGUGCUAUGAAUGAGGAGAACAGUCAUAACUAAUCUUCUUUAAAAGAAUACAAGAGAUUUGUUUUCUUGAAACACAAAAUACUCGGAUAUAUGUUUCGAAAUCAUUAUAAAUAAUAUGACUAAUAACACAUCCUACAUUACCUAAGAAAGCAAUACUACCAAAUCUAAUUCAGCUAAAGGAAGGCUUUUGAAGGUCUUUCGAGAUCAUUAGGUAUUUGCUUUCAUACGAUACCUUAUCUGCUCUCGUGAACUUUCCUUUUUUUUUUCCCCCCCGACAAAUUUUUUCUACAAUUGUCCUCAACAGAAAACCGGUCCCUCAUUACUGUUGAAAACUUUGCUUUACUUCAAUUUGCAAUAAGUAAUCAGACUACUUCACCAAGCCUUUUCACUCAUCUUUAGUUUCUAAUUAGCCUUGCCUGUGGCUAAUGAUAACUAAACCACCAUUGCUGUUCUUGUUACUCUAGUCGUAUUCACCAUAACCACUCCUCUCAAUUCCUUCUUGGAUUUAAAUAAUUCAAAGCACAGAAGAAUUUCAUAAAAUAGUACACGGAUGAGCUGCAAAUGCAAAUGUGUUAUCACCCCCCAAGAUUCAAACCACCGAAUAAAUUAGCUUUAGCUCCAAUUUUAGAACCCAGUUCGAACCUUCAAUCCAAUUCUUAAUCGAAACCCUCAAGCCUUGAAAUUCUGAUACCUGAAUUGGUGUGAACUUGAAAAUAAGAUUUCAUUAGCUAAAAGGAAAAAUUAACUUAAUCAAUUCAGCAGAUUGUCACGGUAUUAGAAUCUUGUUAUUCUCUGUUACAAGCAUCUUAUCCAGUAGCAUACACUUUAGAAAAUAAUUAACUGAAUAAUAAUCAAAUACACAUAUAUACAUAAAAAAAAAAUACCUGUCCAAAAACUUUAUCCAGAGCAUGAUUUCAGUCCAAAUCUAAGACAUUGCGAUAAAAUUGUAUGAAAAAAAUUUCAAAUUUAGUUUUAAAAAUAAAAUAAAAUGGUGAAAUUUAUCAUGUUCCUCUCAUUUAAAAUAAAUAAAUAAAUGGCAAAUUGGCAUUGUGGUUGGUUUGAGAACGCAUAAAGGAGGGAAGCUCCUCAAGUCUUAAAAGUUGAAAGAAAACCUUCAUGAGCGAGAAUGGAAUCUCUCUCUCUCUCUCAAUAUACAUAUAUAUAUAUAUAUAUAUUUAUAUUGGAAUGCACCAGUAAUCAUCUCAAGGGCAACCAACAUUCCCCAAAUCUAAAAAAUAAUUUUUAAAAGACAAAAACACCGAAAACAAAAAAUAAAAAAAUUACAGAAAUAGAAAGCAAAGAAGGAUUUUAAAAAGGCAACAGAAAAAGCAAAGACAACAAAGAAAAAAAAACCCACGUCUCAUCUCACCGCCAUCAACGGCCGUUUCACUUCCACCACCCUCACCCUCGAUUUUCGAACCACCACCACCACCUCCGCCGGAGAAGAGGCAAUGACACCAUGACGACGGCGACUCUGCAGCCAACGCCACCACCACAGCAACCCAAAACGAUACGUAAGCUGAUCGUCUACGUCCACGACGCACGCGACCUCCUUCCCAAAGACGGUCAGGGAAGCUCGAGCCCUUACGUGGUUGUCGAUUUCGAUGGCCAGAAGAAGCGAACAUCGACGGUCGUAAGGAAUUUGAACCCUGUAUGGCAAGAGACUCUCGAAUUCGAGGUCUCCGAUCCUAACACCAUGGAGUAUGAAGAGCUCGAAAUUGAGGUCUUCAAUGAUAAGAAGAUGUGUAGUGGAAUUGCGAGGAAGAACCAUUUUCUGGGGAGAGUGAAGCUCUACGGAAGCCAGUUUAAGAAGAGAGGGAGUGAGGCUUUGAAUUACUUCCAGUUGGAGAAGAGGAGUGUGCUCAGUUGGAUUCGCGGAGAUCUAGGGUUGAUUAUUUACUACUACGAUGAGUUGGUUGAUGAAAUCAAGACCGAUCCUCUGCCGCCGCCGGAGAAAGAGACAGAGAAAGAGAAAGAGAAAGAGAAAGAGAAAGAGAAGGAGAAGGAGCCGACGAUGAUGACUAUCCCAAUGGCGACAGUUGUGGCGGAGGACGGUAGGGUUUUGGAGGUUCCGAUGCACACCGAAGUUGCGAUGGAGGGAUCACAAUCGCCGAGGAUUGUCACCGUAGAGGAGACUCGGCCGCAUCCUGAUCAUCACCAGUAUUAUCAUCAUCAUGAGCCGCAGCCGGUGGUUCCGCCGGAGCAUCUGCCGGAGGUAAGGAAGAUGCAGAUGGGGAACGUGAAUGAGAGGGUUAGGGUUUACAAGAGGCCGAACGCGAAUGGAGACUUCUCACCGAAAGUCAUCUACGGUAAGUUUUCCGGCGAAUCGGAGAAGAUUUAUGCUCACGAUCUCGUCGAGCCGAUGCUGUACCUCUUCAUCCGAAUCGUCAAAGCUCGCGGACUCGCCGCGAACGAGAGCGCCUACGUGAAGAUCCGCACGUCGAACCACUCGGUGAGAUCUAAACCGGCGAUUCACAGGCCCGGCGAGUCGUCGGCGAAUCCCGAAUGGCACCAAGUCUUCGCUCUCGCUAACCAAAAGCCAGACUCAUCAGGUAAUCUACAGAUCUCGGUUUGGGAUUCGCAGACCGAUCACUUUCUCGGCGGCGUUUGCUUCGAUCUCUCCGACGUCCACGUCAGAGAUCCGCCGGACAGUCCUCUCGCUCCGCAGUGGUUCCGACUCGAAGGAAGCGGUCAGGAUCCGAAUUCCGGCAAGGUUUACGGCGACAUACAGCUUUCGGUCUGGAUCGGAACUCAGGCCGACGAUGCUUUUCCGGAGUCGUGGAGCUCCGACGCGCCGUAUGUGGCGUACACGCGGUCCAAGGUUUACCAGUCUCCGAAGCUGUGGUACCUCCGAGUGACCAUUAUUGAAGCUCAGGACCUCCACAUUGCUCCGAAUCUACCUCCAUUGACAGCUCCUGAGAUUCGAGUCAAAGCUCAGCUAGGGUUUCAGUCCGUACGGACUCGAAGAGGAGCGAUGAACAACCAUACGUCGUCGUUUUUCUGGCAGGAAGAACUGGUUUUGGUCGCCGGCGAGCCUCUGGAAGACAAUCUGAUCUUGAUCGUUGAAGAUCGCACUGGGAAAGAUCCGGUGGUUCUCGGCCACGUCAUGAUCCCUGUGGACUCGGUGGAACGACGGCUCGAUGAGCGCCAUGUGGCGUCCAAGUGGGUUGGCUUGGAGGGCAGUCCUAGUGCUACUGCUAGUGGUGCUGGUUGUGUUUGUGGUCCAGCUGGGCCUUCUUACUAUGGGAGAAUACACCUGAGGAUGUGCUUGGAGGGUGGGUAUCACGUGCUCGACGAGGCGGCACACGUGUGCAGCGAUUAUCGGCCAACGGCGAAGCAGCUGUGGAAGCCGGCGGUGGGGAUCUUGGAGCUGGGGAUUCUCGGUGGUCGUGGGUUGUUUCCGAUGAAAUCCAAGGGCGGAGGUAAAGGGGCCACCGAUGCUUAUUGUGUUGCCAAGUAUGGGAAAAAGUGGGUCCGGACCAGAACUAUUACUGACAGCUUUGAUCCACGCUGGAAUGAGCAGUACACGUGGCAAGUCUAUGACCCCUGCACUGUCCUCACCAUUGGUGUAUUCGACAACUGGCGUUUGUACGGCGACGGGGUGGAAGACCGACCCAUUGGGAAGGUGCGGAUACGAGUCUCCACACUCGAGAGCAACAAAGUGUACAACAAUUCUUACCCCUUGUUGGUGUUGAGAUCCGGGUUGAAGAAAAUGGGCGAAAUUGAGGUGGCAAUCCGGUUCGCUUGCCCCUCAUUGUUGCCCGAGACGUGUGCAAUUUACGGCCAGCCCUUGCUCCCCAGAAUGCACUACCUCCGCCCGCUCGGUGUGGCUCAGCAAGAGGCACUACGUGGGGCCGCCACUAAAAUGGUGGCAGCCUGGCUUGGCCGGUCAGAGCCACCACUAGGCCACGAGGUAGUUCGGUACAUGUUGGAUGCAGACUCUCAUACUUGGAGCAUGAGAAAGAGCAAGGCCAAUUGGUUUCGGAUUGUGGCGGUUCUAGCAUGGGCAGUCGGGUUGGCAAAAUGGUUAGACGAUAUCCGAAGGUGGAGGAACCCGAUAACAACAGUACUAGUCCACUUACUCUACCUAGUCCUAGUUUGGUACCCGGACUUGAUAGUCCCAACCGGCUUCUUAUACAUCUUCCUAAUAGGAGUAUGGUACUACCGGUUCAAACCCAAAAUACCCGCGGGCAUGGAUACUCGACUAUCUCAGGCUGAAACCGUCGACCCAGAUGAAUUAGACGAAGAAUUCGAUACAAUCCCAAGUUCAAGACCGCCCGAUAUGGUCCGGGUCAGGUAUGACCGGUUGAGAAUAUUGGCAGCAAGGGUGCAAACAGUGUUGGGUGAUUUUGCUACACAAGGAGAGAGGGCCCAAGCCCUGGUGAGCUGGAGGGACCCAAGGGCUACAAAAUUGUUUAUUGGCGUGUGCUUAGUCAUCACGGUGGUGCUCUAUGUGGUUCCACCAAAAAUGGUGGCAGUGGCACUAGGGUUUUACUUUUUGCGCCACCCAAUGUUCAGAGACCCCAUGCCACCAGCUAGCUUGAACUUCUUUAGACGACUUCCAAGCUUGUCUGAUAGGCUAAUGUAGUGUUAGAAGAAGUUUAUAACUUAUAGUAGAUCAUAACAACACUCUUUUUAGGGCUUUUUUUAAGGGAUUAAUAAUAAUUGUGGGGUUUGUUUGUGGGGGAGAGAGACUUAUAAAUUGGGAAGAGUAUGUGAUUUUUUGUUCCCGAAAUUCAUGUUUUUUGUAUUGAGGUUGUAUUUUGAUUGAAAAUUUGUUGAGAGAAAUGAAAUGAAAAUGGAAAGAAAAAAGGAAAACAAAAUUAAUUUUUA